GGACUGUGAAGGCGGCAUCAUUUGAUCCUGAGCUGAAGUUGAAAUUUGGACAAGAAACUUCCGGAUCUCUAUUGAAGAACAGUCACUUACCUGCAGAAUUCCCUCUGAAUUCCUGUGACCUCUGACCUUUAUUAUGGCAUCCACAUCUGUCACCACCAUCGGUGGAGUGGUGGUUGUGACUCAAGUCAUCCCCAAGGAUGAGGCCUCCAUCCCGCUCCAGAACGCCGGCAGAGCUACCACACCUGCCCCGCCCCCUCCCACAAAGACCCCGCCUUCCCCGGUGAAAAUGGACGAAAUGACCACCACCUUCAUGCGGGGACAGCCGCACGCUCUGGGGGUUGUUCAGAUCAUAAUUGGCCUGCUGUGCAUCCUGUUCAGUCUGACUGCCGCCUACUCAUGGAGCAUGAUCGCCUACUCCCCGUUUGCCCUCGGCGCCGCUUUUGUGGUCUCUGGCUCUGUGUCUGUGGCAGCUGGGAGACGGACUUCCAUCACGCUGGUUUGGGGGUCUCUGGUGUCCAACAUUGUAAGUGUUUUGAUUGGUCUGGCUGGUGUGAGCUACACCUGCUGGCUGCUUGCCGAAUGCCCCCCCUCCUAUCGCUUCUGUGACUACCAAAGCUUCAACCAGUUCGCGGAAACUGAACACCUGAGGAGCAGAUGCAGCCAAAAGUUGUGGGCGCUGGAUGUGGUUCUUUACGGGAUUAUCGGCCUCUUCCUGGUUCUGCUCGUGCUGCAGACGUGUGUCACUAUUGUUGUCUGUGUUUUCUCUGCCAAAGCCAUCAGACUCCACAAACCGUGUGUCAUGGUGGACCAUGAUGAUUACAGAGGUCUGCUGACCGCUGCAGCGUUGGAGCACAACAGCGAUGACGCCCUGUUGGACGUGUCGUCCUGAGAGGGGAGGAGAAAUCCUCUGAAGACCACUACAGAUACUACAGCAGUACUGCAGUAAAACUGAAGACGACCCUGUAUCUCUUUUCUUACACUUAAUCACUUUUCACUGUGUCACUGGCACCUCUUCUGCCUUAUUAUACUGCAUAUUGAUAAAGGCACAUCAGAAUGGUCAAACAGCAUUGAUCAGGUGAUUACUGACACUGACUUUAAAUCCCACUUUUUUUUCCCUGUAAUGCAGAAUUCAGCAGUAAAUAUUAAAAGAAUGAAUGUUUCUUUCUCAGCAAAGCAUGAUUAAAAUGAUACUUUUUAAAGGGAGCCUGGGGAGUUGGUGAAAGUUGCCCAAAGUGAAAAUGUUUACAUGUCAGUGUGAUGUUUCUGUGCCGUCUGGCCUUAAAUAUGAAUGUGAGACAGAGCCGAGCCUCCUCCAUAACGAGGACAAACAUGUCCUCUGAUUCUUUGUGAUUGCCAAGAAUUAAAGAUCUAUCAGCUACAACAGCUGUCCAAAAUGAUUUAUACUGAAUGUUGUUUUUUGUCUGUCAAUAAAGCUUUCAGGAAGCCU
Archocentrus centrarchus (flier cichlid) is the source of this 1447-nucleotide messenger RNA. RefSeq names its product membrane-spanning 4-domains subfamily A member 4A. The transcript has 7 exons. Bases 134 to 889 code for a protein of 251 amino acids. The record is from RefSeq and is a predicted model, not a curated record. Lineage: Eukaryota; Metazoa; Chordata; Actinopteri; Cichliformes; Cichlidae. Gene Ontology annotation, cellular component: membrane.